AUGAACAAUGAUGAAUUGGCUGAACAUCACAUCGAUACAGGGCACAUUCCUAACUAUAACCAAACCAAGGUGGUGUGUUCUGAAAGUCACACUAAAAAGAGGCUUUUCCUCGAGAUGCUGGAAACUUGCCAAAAUCUUAAUUCUCUUAACAAAAAGAAUGAUGUCGAUGAAACAAGGGCUAUUUAUUCGCACUUGCUGACGUUGGGUCAUUUCUGUUACGAGCCCUACCCAGCAGUCACCAAAUCGAACCCAAUAAGCAACACAAAUUCCUUGAGGAGGCAAGAUAAAGCCUCGAAACCUCUUCAAAAGUCCACCGAAGCCUCGUGUAAUUGUAUGGGCAAAAAGACUAAAAGGAAAAGCAGGGCGUUUUUCACUGGCCUGGCUACAAACUUAGGAAUAUGUAUUUUACUGUUUGGGUACACUUUGAUUGGAUCUGUGAUCUUUUUGAGUAUAGAAGGAGGUCAUACUUACCAACAUCAAAUCCUAGCAACAACCUCGUUAGCAACAUCAGAUAGUACUAGUACCAACAACAAAAAAUACGUUAACCAAACAUCGGAAAUGAAAACCAAAAACGACAAGUCACGUACCAAGACUGUAGAAAACUUGUGGAUAAUUACCGAAGGACUCAAUAUUUUGUAUAAGGAAAACUGGACCAUUUUAGCUGCUCAAGAAAUAACUAGGUUUCAAAACGAGCUUUUAGAAUCCAUGAAAGAAGAAAUCGCUCAACAACAGCCAUUGAUGGUGGCUAAAGAUAGAGGCCGGCAUGGGGAACAUUUCGAAUGGACUUUUGCCAAAGCUUUUUUGUAUUCUUUGACUGUUUUGACGACCAUAGGUUAUGGAAGUAUUGCGCCCAAAACAUCCCUAGGGAAAGCCGUGACCAUGGGCUAUGCUAUGUUAGGGAUCCCUCUAACGUUGCUGUACCUCUCGAGCGUCGGCUCUAUUUUGAGCAGAGUGGCAAGGGGCGUUUUUUCUAGAGCUCUAUGCUGUUGUCUUUGCUCUAACUGCGGCUAUUGUUGUUACGACGAGAAGAGAAUGGCCGAGAAGGAGAGAAGACUUAAAAGAAAACGGCAACAGCAGGAACUUCAGCAACAAAUAAGUGUCCAAGAACCUUUCUACGUCCGCUCAAAUUCAAGCUACAGCAACAACAUCCAUUCCCCCUGUAGAGAUAGUUCCGGCAAAGAAAUUGACAGUUUGAGCGGUACCGACAACGAGUCAAAAGGGUCUAUGCACGGCUGGAGCAUCUUAGCUCCAAUUCUGCUCUGUCUAGUGAUGAUGUUCAUUUACAUUUGCAUUGGCACGUUUGUGUUGUACAAAUUGGAAAAUUGGUCACUGCUGGAUGGUUUUUAUUUUUGUUUUAUGAGCCUGACAACCAUUGGAUUCGGCAACAUGGUACCAGGCUCGGAUCCCUUUCCUGAUUACGACUCCAGCACGACCCUGUGGUUCUGCUCAAUUUAUAUUAUGUCCGGUAUGGCGCUGACGGCCAUGUCGUUUAAUGUUGUUCAUGAUGAAAUUGUACAUAGGUUAAAACACCAAGAAAGAUUGUCAGUCCCCAAGCUCAACUCUGCCAGUUUUUCGGACGACCUCAACAUCAACGACCCUUAUAAUUUAACGUCAUGA
This is a messenger RNA of Ceutorhynchus assimilis (cabbage seed weevil), 1617 nucleotides long. Lineage: Eukaryota; Metazoa; Arthropoda; Insecta; Coleoptera; Curculionidae. The record is from the annotation of a GenBank genome assembly.